Aspergillus mulundensis is the source of this 975-nucleotide messenger RNA. RefSeq lists its product as uncharacterized. The transcript has a single exon. Lineage: Eukaryota; Fungi; Ascomycota; Eurotiomycetes; Eurotiales; Aspergillaceae. The record is from RefSeq and is a predicted model, not a curated record. Bases 1 to 975 code for a protein of 324 amino acids.
AUGACCCUCCCACUGCCCACGCAGUUCAUCAACAGCCUCCUCACCCAACUAUCUCAUCUCACCACACCGGGUACAGCGCAGAUAAGAGAUGACGAACUCCGAACCCAACCGCAGACACAACGCCAUGGUCACCCUCGCCUAACUCAGGCCCCAUCAUCCGUAUUUCCAACAUCGCAGCUAGCAACGCUCAAACCUCUGAUGCUGACCCUGCAUUGCAUCUUCCCCAAUGAGUUCCUCCUUGCACUUGAUAUCCUGGACCGCGGGCUCGUUAGACGGGUUCGCAGUCAUACUCGAGCACAGCACGACAUGUCAGCCGAGACUGGAGAUGGGGUUGCAAGCCGAAAAGAAGACGAACGUGCUGAAACCCAAACUCAAACCCAAACUCAAAUUCAAUCCAAGGGUCCAGCUAAGACGGUAAUAGAGGACUUCUUUUUCGUUGCUUCUGCUUCGACCAUCACCAGUACAUCGCGGUCAUUGUUCCCUGCAUCGCAACAGCCCGGUGGAGGAUACCACCACCAAGCCCAGAGGCAAAGACAGGCCUGGCAAGAAAAAGGAUACGAGGUCCGCAUCAAGGCCUGGAACUGCACAUGUCCAUCCUUUGUGAUAUCUGCCUUCCGCGAUCUAGGCCCGGAGCCAUCAUCUGCUCCCCCGUCUUCGUCCUUAUCAAGCCAGACCGAGGGAGCGGACAUUGAGGAUGCUGGAUCUGACCACAAUCACACCACUGACCACAUCAGUGACCAUGCUAGUGCUGAUGCUGACACGCCAAACACAAAUGCUUACUACCAUGCUUACUCCUUUGGUGGCACACUGCCGCUGCACCCAGAGUCAGCACCUCCAGUCUGUAAGCACAUUCUGGCCUGCCUGAUGGCUGCGCUCUGUCACGAUCUCGGUCUGAAUGGGGAGGAGGAAGAAAGUCAAGUUGUUACCAUCUGUAGAGAGGAGGUUGCGGCGCUGUGUGCGGGAUGGGGCGGGUGA